Messenger RNA from Penaeus chinensis, 870 nucleotides. RefSeq names its product protein TRACHEARY ELEMENT DIFFERENTIATION-RELATED 7A-like. Lineage: Eukaryota; Metazoa; Arthropoda; Malacostraca; Decapoda; Penaeidae. Bases 1 to 870 code for a protein of 289 amino acids. The record is from RefSeq and is a predicted model, not a curated record. The transcript has 4 exons.
AUGACUACUGUUAUAGAAGAUGCACAGUGCUCCUUAGAGAACAUCUACACCACAUUAGAGGGUUUAUAUGUAUUAUUUGCUGCAUGUCCCACCCUCAGUGCAGAAACCGGCACCAGUGCCCGAGAGGCACCAGCCAACCAACACAGCAGGACCUCACAUCCCAUCCGUCCCAGAGUGCUGGCGUCCAACAGCCUGCGGUCCCACAGACCAAGCAGCAUCCGACCUACUACCCAUCGACCACCUACUCGAACAAUCGUCCCACCAUGUCGGCGCGCCCCAACACACGUCCCUCCUGCUGGCAAGGCCACCAUCUCCAUCACCCCUCCACCAGUCACAGUCUCCCCCGCCCCCCCCACCAUGCACGCGCACAAGCUCCUCGCUAGAGCUCCACCUCCUUCAUUCAAGAGUACCGCCCCGUACCACCAGCACCACCAUGCACCCGUCACCAACCGCACCAGUCACCACCCACGCUCACCUCCUCCAUCCACCAUACUGCCGCCAUCUACCUGGCCACCACCCUCGCACCACCACCACGCGCCACCCGACCACCAUGCACCAUCCCUGCUAGUCUGCACGCGCCCCCCCCCCCCCCCAGCCCAACCUGACCACACCAAGCCAGCAGCCACCCAGCGCACCCCCACCACCGUCACAGCACCGUCACAGCCCAGGUGGACCAGCCAACAGACACCAGUGGGACCAGUACCCGACCAGGACCACCCCAGGUCCUCCGACCGCUCACCCAUCCCCCCCCCCAUGCGUCCCAGAUGCAGCACACCCGCAGCGAGUCACACCCCCCCCCCAAGACAUAGUAUAAUGGUUCAGUAUGGUGAUAUUGCUAAGAGGAGUGCCAUAAGUUACUGCACUAAAUAG